CGACUGUCCCCGACUGAACCGGCGCGCUGAGACAAAGAACCACAUACAGGAGACCGGAGUGGAAACAUUCACGCAUGUCACCGACGACCCGCAGACACGUCCAUGUGCUGAAGCCAGAUGGUGCCAUUGAGUCGAUUGAAGGCCUCAUCUGCUACUUGGAGCAGCAUGGACGCGCAACUUGAGAACGAGACCUUCCGUGGCGCUACCUUCCUCCUCAGGUGCAAGGAGAACCUCUGCAGCAGUGACCCUAAAACUGGUAGCAGUUGCGACGAGGACGCUAGUGUGCGACGCGAGCGACAGUUGACUCCUAAUGAGAAGAAAGACGAGUUCUACUGGGCCAGACGGAGGAAAAACAACGAGGCGGCCAGAAGGUCCAGGGAGAAGCGUCGAGCCAAUGGCCAGGUGCUGGAGAGGCGGAUCCUGAGUCUGCUGCAGGAUAACGCCAGCCUGAGAGCUGAACUGUUGGCCCUUAAAUUCCGAUUUGGUUUGGUCAAGGGAACACCUGAGGGGCUUCUCUCACCUCUUCCAAUUCACACACAACCGCAGACCUUCAACGCUCUCAGAGGCUCCUCCCCCGUGGAUGAGGAAGCCCUUUCUGUCACAGAGCAGGAAGAUGUCACGACCCCUCCUGAGGUGCAUGGGAGACUAAGAAGUCUUCCACACAAGCUUCGCUUCAAAGCACCAGGAGGGGACGUGUCUUCAUGUUCCAGCCGAAGACAGAGAGGACCACCUGUCGCCACGGCGGGACCUAACUUCCAGCAGACAGGCUGGGAGGCUCCAUCAGACGGGCCCAGGGAGCAGUGCCCGAACCUGACGUAUCACUCCAACAGAGGUCCAGACUGCCAGUGUCAGAGCCUGCAGACUCAGCUCACUGGUCUCUCUCAGGAAGUGACCCAGCUCAAGAGGCUUCUCUCUCAGCAGCUGCUCACCAAAAUGCCCUCAAUCUGAGGCCGCCUCGCCGUGCAGGCUGAUGCUGUGACUCACUCUGCUCAGGAGUUUCCCGAUUGGCAAGAACAAGACUCGGGCCUUGAAACCAGUUCCACAGUCAAAACCAAGUAUAUUUCCAUAGGUUGGGCAUUAACUAUGCAACUGGACUUUGAGUUUGUUUAAGAUGUGCCUUUUGUCUUGAAUACGUAAGGCCAAUAAAGGUGAAUGAUU
Messenger RNA from Synchiropus splendidus (mandarinfish), 1158 nucleotides. RefSeq names its product nuclear factor interleukin-3-regulated protein-like. The transcript has 2 exons. The coding region runs from base 118 to 948 and encodes 276 amino acids. The record is from RefSeq and is a predicted model, not a curated record. Gene Ontology annotation, molecular function: DNA binding; DNA-binding transcription factor activity. Lineage: Eukaryota; Metazoa; Chordata; Actinopteri; Syngnathiformes; Callionymidae. Gene Ontology annotation, cellular component: nucleus. Gene Ontology annotation, biological process: regulation of DNA-templated transcription; circadian rhythm.